AUGUUCCACAGCCACACCAUCCACGUAAAAUUCAACUACGGCAAUCUCUCCGCGUACGAAGGCGUCUCCGAUGCAUGGGGCUUUCUCUGUUUUGCGCCGGGUGGACCGUUCUCGCUUGCGCAAAUCAGUCUGAUCAAUUGUGUGUGCAUCAGUUCUACGCACGCCGCGGUGAAGAUGGUGGCUGUCCUUUCGCGGCUGGCGGGCUUUAUUGCCGUGGCUAUGCAAAUUGCACCCGACACUUGUUCACAGGGAAAAGGGGACGUUAACUGCUGUGGUGACGGCCAUGCCAGUCUAUAG
Penicilliopsis zonata CBS 506.65 is the source of this 297-nucleotide messenger RNA. RefSeq lists its product as hypothetical. Bases 1 to 297 code for a protein of 98 amino acids. NCBI's taxonomy places the organism in Eukaryota, Fungi, Ascomycota, Eurotiomycetes, Eurotiales, Aspergillaceae. The transcript has 2 exons. The record is from RefSeq and is a predicted model, not a curated record.